Salvelinus fontinalis (brook trout) is the source of this 5302-nucleotide messenger RNA. RefSeq names its product A disintegrin and metalloproteinase with thrombospondin motifs 15-like. The record is from RefSeq and is a predicted model, not a curated record. Lineage: Eukaryota; Metazoa; Chordata; Actinopteri; Salmoniformes; Salmonidae. The transcript has 8 exons. Gene Ontology annotation, biological process: proteolysis; extracellular matrix organization. Gene Ontology annotation, molecular function: metalloendopeptidase activity. Gene Ontology annotation, cellular component: extracellular matrix. The coding region runs from base 324 to 3194 and encodes 956 amino acids.
GCUGCGGUUUAAAGCAUAAACCAAUGGGGUAGACUAUGUCCAACGAGCUUUUCCCAGCACCUCCCCGAAUUUCCGUUGACAGUUCUCAGUGUUUAUGAACAUGACUCCAGAGAGUCAAACUCACAAAGUCCAAAGAGCAGGCUGGGCUCAAUAGUCUGGUUCAAGAUGGGAAUCGAUCACAUCCUUUGGUCUUUCAUCCUUUGAGGACGCUCAACUGCGGCUCUGUGACACAGCGCACUGGAUAAUCAACCUCACAUGCAGACGUGGUACCACCAAGGACAGUGGCGGAUUUAUCGAUAAAUAAUAGUUUUUGUAUUACAAAGAUGUCUAUGUUUAUUGGCUCUCUGUUUAUUUUUAUGGAUGUCCUAUUAUAUGCUCAAUUUAAUUAUUGCAUGGAAAUAGAUUUUUGCGUACCUGUUCGAUUAGAUCAUCAACAUUUAGAAAGACAUACUAUUCGACAGACGGAGGGGAGAAUGAAUGACCAGCUAGUUGUUUUUAAAAUUACUGCUUUCAGGCAAGAAUGUUAUCUAAACCUUUUACCGGAUUCUACAUUUAUUGCGCCCAACAUCACUCCCAACAGCGGCUCCUUAGCAUCAACUUCCUCUGCAACCACAGACCUGAGCCACUGCUUCUACUCUGGUGAUGUCAAUGCAGAUCAGGAAUCGUAUGCUGCUCUGAGCCUGUGCAAAGGCUUACAAGGCGCCUUUUCUUACCAGGGCAUGGAAUAUUUUAUCAAUCCACUUGGGAACGAAAGGGCCGAAGGAGGAUAUACAGUGAAUACUGAAAGAAGAACCCAUGUCAUACGUCGCCGGGGACGCGACAGGGACUCCAGCGGCAAUUCUACCACGAACAGGUGUGGAGUAAAACCUGGUUUGACCCAAAACCUUUCAGGGUCUUUUGAGAAAUAUGAACGCAUGAAAGGACUGGAGAUGGACAGCCUGACUGAAACGGUAUUGAAGAGCCUGGGUAGAUCCAAAAGGUUUGCCUCCAUCCCUAGGUUUGUGGAGGUUCUUGUCGUGGCUGAUGAGUCUAUGGCCAAAUUCCACGGGGACGACUUAAAACAUUACCUGUUGACCUUGAUGUCUGUUGCUUCAAGGCUGUACAAGCACCCCAGCAUCAUGAACUCCAUAAACAUAGUGGUGGUGGGCUUCAUGGUGAUCAACGAAUCAGAGAAAGGACCCAAGGUUUCCACCAAUGCUGCCCUCACUCUGCGCAGUUUCUGUUCUUGGCAGAAAAAUUUAAACAAAUACAAUGACAAGCACCCUGAAUACUGGGACACUGCAAUCCUAUUCACCAAACAGGACUUGUGUGGAGCCACUACCUGUGACACAUUAGGCAUGGCAGACGUGGGCACUAUGUGUGAUCCCAAGAGAAGCUGCUCUGUCAUCGAGGAUGAUGGCCUCCCUUCGGCCUUCACCACUGCUCAUGAAUUGGGCCAUGUCUUCAACAUGCCCCAUGACAAUGUGAACGCCUGCAAGGAGGUGUUUGGGAAGCUCAAGGACAACCACAUGAUGUCCCCCACGCUGAUCCAGAUCGACCGUGCCAACCCCUGGUCUGUGUGCAGCGCAGCCAUCAUUACAGACUUCCUGGACAGAGGCCACGGGGACUGUCUUCUGGAUCAGCCCCAAAAGCUGCUGGCUCUGCCCGAGAGCCUCCCAGGCACCAACUACAGCCUCCACCGCCAGUGUGAGCUGGCCUUCGGUACGGGCUCCAAGCCCUGUCCCUACAUGCAGCACUGCUCCAAGCUGUGGUGCACGGGCAAGGCCAGAGGCCAGCUGGUCUGCCAGACACGUCAUUUCCCCUGGGCCGAUGGCACCAGCUGUGGCAACAGUAAGCUCUGUUUCCGAGGGGUGUGCACCGACAAGAGCAACACCACUAAGACCAAGGUGGACGGUGGAUGGGGGACGUGGGGUGUGUAUGGGUCGUGUUCCAGAACCUGUGGGGGAGGAGUUCAGCUGGCCAAAAGAGACUGUAACAACCCUGUUCCAGAAUAUGGGGGGAAAUACUGCAAAGGACUCCGUGUGAAGUAUCGCUCCUGCAAUUUGGACGUCUGCCCAGAAUCAGGCAAGAGCUUCCGCGAGGAGCAGUGCGAGGCGUUCAACGGAUUCAGCCUCAACACCAACAGGCUCUCAGCGUCUGUGGUGUGGGUCCCCAAAUAUUCUGGAGUGUCACCCAAGGACAAGUGCAAGCUCAUCUGCAGGGCCAAUGGAACAGGCUACUUCUAUGUCCUUGCUCCAAAGGUUGUUGAUGGAACACCCUGUUCUCCCGACACCUCUGCAGUGUGUGUCCAAGGGAAAUGUAUCAAGGCGGGCUGUGACGGCAAGCUCAGCUCCAAUAAGAAGUAUGACAAGUGUGGUGUGUGUGGAGGGGACAACCAAAGCUGCAAGAAAGUGUCCGGAUUGUUCACCAAACCCAUACAUGGCUACAACUUUGUGGUGAUGUUGCCUGUGGGAGCGUCCAACAUCGACAUCCGGCAGCGUGGCUACAGGGCCAUGGUUAACGACGACAACUACCUAGCGGUGAAGAACCGACAUGGCAAAUACCUUCUGAACGGGAACUACGUGGUGUCAGCAGUGGAGCGGGACAUCAUUGUGAAGGGCAGCCUGCUGCGCUACAGCGGCACCACUAGUGCUGUGGAGAUCCUCCAGGCCACCAGACCUCUCCAGGAAGCCCUGACCGUGGAGGUUCUCUCGGUGGGGAAGAUGACCCCGCCCCGGGUCCGAUACUCCUUCUACCUGGCUCGGGAGCACCACAAGGAGGAGAAGAUCUUGAAGAAAGUGGGGAGGAGCCACUCGCAGAACAGCGUCCUGAUGGACAGCAACAAGGUGGAGCUGAAGGGGCCGUCGCACAAGUCCAUGCCCCCGAACAUGUGGUCGACGGGGCCAUGGGAAGAGUGCACCGUGACCUGUGGGAACGGGCUCCAGAGUAGACGGGUUCAGUGUACAGACCCAGAGGGCAAAACAGCCACGGACUGUGACAGCUUACAGAGGCCCACUGCCACCAGGGUAUGUGGGGACCCCUGUCCAAUGUGGGACAUAGGCCAGUGGUCUUUGUGCUCCAAGACAUGUGGGAGGGGCUUCAAGCGGCGGCCGCUGCGUUGCACCACUCAGACUGGCAUGCACCUACCCAGAGAGCACUGCGCUGGUAUGAAGAAGCCACAGGAACUAGAUUUCUGCACAGUGCAGCCGUGUUAGAGAAGUUCUAUGUCUGCUGACUCUUUGUGUUGUUCCAGUGAUGCUCUUGAAAAGAAAACCCAUUCGCUGUCCUUUAAGGUUCUGACGGACUCCCAUAGUGCAUGGCAUUGUUGUGGAGGACUGUGAUGACAAAAUGGUAUUUGAAAGAGCUAAGGGAAAGAAAGUGGUAGACGUACAAACUGUGGGACCAUUUCAGUUGAUUUGGAGUUACUGGCUGUGUCCAAAUACUCUUACUUGUGUCCUAAGUAGUAGGGUUUUUGAGUAUGCGAAAAUAUAACGUUUUAUUGUAUGUGAAAUUUCAAAUAUUGAGUGUUUUUAAUGCCAGGAUGCCAUACUUCUUUCGGCUUUUGAUAUAAUAUGAACUCGCUGCACACUAUUGAAGAAGAUUCUUGUGUUUAUUUGAUCCAUGUGGGUUUGACAACAGCUGAUAAUCAGAAAAGGGGAACGGCUGUACCAAAAUAAACGAAAGGCGGGGGACAAGCCAGCUAUGCAUUAGAUGACACCCUCUCGGUAUGGAUGAGCCUAGUAUGUUGAUAUUUGUUCAUUACUGCAUACUUUUUUACUAAACAGUAUGUUCUAAAUAGUAUGCGGUACGGUUAGUACAUAGCUUAUUGUUUUAGUUGGCAGUAGGCAACAACGAUUUUUGACACAGCCACAGCCAGUCUACCUCUAGUGAGACAAAGAGUUAAACACACAUGCACGCACACACAGUGCUGGUCUAGGUACAGUCUAUAUAGGUCUAUAGACUAUUUACUGUAUAUGACACAAGAGACUCAAUCAACUUCAAAUCAGUCACUGGAUUAUGAUUGGAGCAGGAUGUUUGUUAUCUUGAUUUACUGACAUCUGAAGUUCACCAUCCCCAUUUUUACAGUAAUAAUCUUAAUGAAAUGUGAAGUGCAGUACUGUAUCUGCAAAAUAUAAGACCUGUUUCGUCCAUGCACUAGUUUCAAAUUAUAUGUUUGUAUUUACAAUGGAAUUGUACUAUUAAUAUUGUUAAUUGUUAAUGUAUUAGGUACAUUGACAUAAGUUCAAUAUAAAAAAACAAUCUAAAACAAUUUGAAAAGGUCUUGUUAAAAACCCUAAAAUAUACCUUGAUCAGUUUCCAUGAUUAAACAGUAAUAGUAAUAUUUCUCAUAUGAUGAUAAUGAAAACUUCUUAAUGAAAUAUCCUAUACACUUGAAAAGAUUACCAGCAAUAGGCAAUUAUCAAACCAAUUAGGAAUCGAUUUUAAUCUAUUCGGUGAUACAAUAAAUCUUUAAAAUUGGCCAAACAAUUAAAUAUUUUGAGAGAAACAAACCAUAUAUAUAAACAUCAAACGUACUGUGUGUACUGUAUAACUAAUGAUUAGUUUCAAGAAACAAUGUACUUGUAUUGUGCAAUGCGUCAUUUUCCUCUUAAUGUUGUGUCUUGAACAGUGCAAAUUUCACAAAGCUCAGAUUUCAUUCAUGUUUUCGCCAAAGUGAUCAGGAUACUGAAUUAGAGGAAACCCUUAGUACUGCAAGAGACAAAUCUCAAAUAGACAUAGCAUUGCUUUCUUACCUCCAGCAGUAGAGCGGAUACUGCUAUCCUUCCUUUUCCCCUUUUGCAUGGUCAUUUGAGAAUUUGCGUUUCCAUUAAAUACUAUUAGUUACAGUGUGUUCAGUCCAGCUAUUUCAAUGCAAUGCUGGUAAAUUAUAAUAGGAACUUUACAAGACCAUGUUACAUCAUUAGUGAUGCAAUUUCUGAUACUUUGUCCUCUCUACUGACUUUUCUAAUAAAGCCUGUGUUAUUGACAUUAAUAUGCAAUAAUAAUUGUUUUAUUGCAAUGCAUAGGAAAGUGACAAAAGGCAUUUUGUUUUGCUCUACAUUCCAUUCAGACCCACUGUAAAUAAGGGUACCUACCUAGCAGAGAGAACCCACUCCCAUGAUACUUUUCUGUUGUCUAUUUUGACAGUCUUGGUUCAGUCUUGUCUCCAUCUUUUAGAUGGUUCCUGUCAUCUUUGGAAUUGGAGCUAUUUCAUUUUCUUUUGCAUCAUGUACAGCAAAAUACUUGUUCUUUCGUCAGCUUCAUUUGUAUACUAUGUAUACAUUCAUCUGUGCACAAAUAAAUGACACGUGAAUAUUGUGUA